Messenger RNA from Staurois parvus, 365 nucleotides. NCBI's taxonomy places the organism in Eukaryota, Metazoa, Chordata, Amphibia, Anura, Ranidae. The record is from the annotation of a GenBank genome assembly.
CAGCAGAUCACCGAUCAACAGAAAGAGCCGAAGAUCUCGUAAGGAGAGGAGAGCCGGUAAUCAGCAUUCCUCAGAGGGGACAUGUACACUGAUCAUCAGGGCACUGAUGAUCAGUGUGCCCUAAUGAUCAGUGCAGCCCCAGCAGUGCCACCUGUCAGUGUCCAUCAAUGCCAGCUGUCAGUGCUCAUCAGUGCCACCUGCCAGUGCCCAUCAGUCCCUCAUCAAUGUCACAUAUCAGUGCCUACCAGUGCACAUCAAUGCCAUAUAUCAGUGCCCAUCUGAGCUGCCUUUUAGUGUCACCUAUCAGUGACAGUCAGUGCCACCUAUCAAUGCCAGUCAGUGCCACCUAUCUGUGCUGCCAAUCA